AAAAAACAUUGUGGCAACAAGGAAUGGAAGGCGGAUUAGAGAGAGAACCAAUGAAGGGUAAAAUAGAUAGAGAUGCUAAGAUGGACUAAGAAACCAUUUCGGUAGUUAGUGAAAAGUUAAGCGAUCGUUUUGUUAUGACUACAAAGUAAGUGACCAUUUUCUCAUUUAGCCCUGAGGUGAGAGACCGGCCCAUCCAAUAUUAGACUAAGUCAAAGUCCUGGGCCAGGAAAUCGGCCCAUAAUUUUGUUUUAGAUGGGCCCAUACUUCGUCCAGUUGUGGUCCAACAUCAACGUCCAUGGGGACAAGAGAUUAACUCCGCCCGCUCCAUGACAAAGGAAUCAAACGGCUCGGAUUCUCCAACCUCAAAAACCUCCAAAAACAUCUGACAAGACCUAAAAGCGACUCCUUCCUGAAUCCUGAUCGACCUUAAGGCUUGGCUCGAUUUCAUCUUCUGCAUUGCAAGCAAAAGCUUCCAGCGAAAAGCUUCGGAUCAUCAGCGACAGGUGAAAGAAACGAUGUCGGUCACCCUCAACAAUGGCUUGAAGAUGCCCAUCGUCGGGCUGGGAGUGUGGCGAAUGGAAGGGAAAGAGAUUAGGGACCUAAUCCUGAACGCUAUCAAGAUCGGCUAUCGCCAUUUUGAUUGCGCUGCUGAUUAUAAGAACGAGGCUGAAGUUGGGGAAGCGCUUGCUGAAGCUUUCAAGACUGGUCUUGUGAAAAGGGAGGAGCUUUUCAUCACUACUAAGCUGUGGAAUUCGGAUCAUGGACAUGUUCUGGAGGCUUGCAAAGAUAGUCUGAAGAAGCUUCAGCUAGAUUAUCUGGAUCUCUACCUUGUUCACUUCCCUGUCGCCACCAAGCAUACCGGAGUUGGCACGACAUCUAGUGCUGUGGACGACGAAGGCGUUCUGGAAAUCGACACAACCAUAUCGCUAGAAGCUACUUGGCAUGACAUGGAAGACCUUGUCUCCAAGGGUUUAGCUCGAAGCAUCGGUAUAAGCAACUAUGAUAUCUUUCUCACCAGAGACUGCUUAGCCUAUUCGAAAAUCAAGCCUGCAGUGAAUCAAAUCGAGACUCAUCCAUAUUUCCAACGUGAGUCUCUCGUGAAAUUCUGUAAGAAGCAUGGUGUCUCAGUGACAGCUCACACCCCUCUGGGGGGCUCUGCAGCUAACACCGAAUGGUUCGGCUCAGUCUCGUGCUUGGAUGAUGAUGUUCUCAAAGGUUUGGCUGCGAAAUACAAGAAAACACCUGCUCAAAUUGCACUAAGGUGGGGGAUCCAGAGAGACACAGUUGUCAUCCCCAAGUCUUCCAAGGUUGAGAGACUUAAAGAGAACUUUGAAGUUUCCGACUUUGAGCUUACCAAAGAGGAUAUGGAGCUGAUCAAGGGAAUGGACAGAAAGUAUCGUACCAAUCAACCUGCCAAUUUCUGGGGUGUCGAUCUCUAUGCUUAGAUUGGUAUCUUGUCUCUGGUUAUCUUUGAGAACCGUUGAACCUAUCCUGAAUAAGGAGCUGGACACAUUUCUAGUGUAAGUUUUUCAAAUUAGCUCCAAUUGUCGACUCAGUCAACCAAGUAGAUCAAGGCUCGUUAUGGUCAAUCCCGAUUUGAUAUGUCGGUUUCACAUCAGUUUAAGUCAGCAAAUCAAUGUUCGAGUUGGCGAUGUGCGCUUAAAAUUUGUAUACAUAAUAAUAUUGUCUUGGUAAAUUUGUACUUUUUCACGGCCCAAUAAAUAAUUAAUAAGCCAAUGAUUUUUUCCCG
Messenger RNA from Linum tenue, 1750 nucleotides. NCBI's taxonomy places the organism in Eukaryota, Viridiplantae, Streptophyta, Magnoliopsida, Malpighiales, Linaceae. The record is from the annotation of a GenBank genome assembly.